Molecule: messenger RNA, 1426 nt
Organism: Pistacia vera
Lineage: Eukaryota; Viridiplantae; Streptophyta; Magnoliopsida; Sapindales; Anacardiaceae
Product: probable plastid-lipid-associated protein 3, chloroplastic
Exons: 3
Coding region: 126-1193 (355 amino acids)
Source: RefSeq, a predicted model, not a curated record
CAAUUUUAAUUUUAUUUUUUAUGGCCCUGAGCGGAGCUCCGUAAACUCAAAAUAAUGGAAUCCGCUAAACUCUGAAAAGAAAGGACGAAAAAGAUCAAACACAUUUGACAAUCAAUUGACUUGAAAUGGCUCUCCUUUUCACCUUGCCAUCAUCUCUCUUCUCCUUCUCCUCCAAAAACCCUAAACCCCUCCUAUUGUCUUCCUCUAAAACCCAUUCUUCUCUUUCAUUCUCACUCAAAAACCCCACCAAAACCUUCACUCUUCGUUCUUUAAUCUCUCACUCUUCUUCCCAGCCUGACCCCACUCCCAAACCCGAUUCAGAAUCCGCCGCCGAAACCUCGGCUUCGAUCACUGACGAAUGGGGCGAAAAAAUGGAGCCCGAGUCCGAACCCGAACCCAGCAAGUUGCCGGAUUCGGACCCUCCCAAGAACGAGGACGAGUGGGAGGAGGAGUAUGUGAGCCAGGGCAACGGUACCGCUGCACAGGUGGCGGGGGAAGAUGAUAAUACUGAAUUGGCUGAUUUGAAGAGGUGCUUGGUGGACACGGUUUAUGGGACGGAGUUCGGGUUUCGGGCCGGGGCGGAAGUUCGGGCCGAGGUUUUGGAGCUUGUUAAUCAGUUGGAGGCGCUGAAUCCUACUCCAAGCCCCGUGGAGGCCGCUGGGGUUCUUGAUGGCAACUGGGUCUUGCUGUACACAGCAUUUUCUGAGCUGUUACCCCUUCUGGCGGCAGGUGCAACACCUUUGUUGAAAGUGGAAAAGAUAUCUCAAACAAUUGACACUGGUAGCCUCUCCAUUGAGAACUUGACUACAUUGUCUGGCCCUUUUGCUACGUUCUCUUUCAGUGCUUCUGCGACCUUUGAAGUUCGAAGCCCUUCUAGAAUUCAAGUUCAAUUUAAGGAAGGUACCUUCCAACCUCCAGAGAUAAAGUCAACUGUUUCUCUCCCAGAAAAUGUGAAUAUUUUUGGACAGAACAUCAAUUUGUUGCCCGUGCAGCAAUCUCUCUCCCCACUGCAGGAGGCUGUAGCAAAUAUUUCUAGAGUGAUUUCUGGUCAGCCACCCCUGAAGGUACCCAUUCCUGGUGAACGGACCAAGUCCUGGCUUCUUAUUACAUACCUUGAUAAAGACCUUCGAAUCUCAAGAGGGGAUGGUGGUCUUUUUGUGCUUGUUAAAGAAGGAAGUCCUCUUCUAAACUAGUAACCAGGUACAUUCCAUUGUGUGUUAUAGAUUAUUAAAUAUGCAUACUCCUCAUCAUAUAUUUUAGAGGUUUUAUUACCUAAUACAUAAAGUAAAGAGGGAAUCUAUUCUUGUAAUUUUACAUCGAUCGGGCAUUUAAAUAGUGUCGAUGAUACUUUGACUGCAAUUCUUAUGUUCUGUUUACCCGCUGAGAGCCUAAUGGAAAAUGAAAAUUUUGAAACCUUUCUGUGUUA